Messenger RNA from Cylicocyclus nassatus, 1653 nucleotides. NCBI's taxonomy places the organism in Eukaryota, Metazoa, Nematoda, Chromadorea, Rhabditida, Strongylidae. The record is from the annotation of a GenBank genome assembly.
AUGAUGAACAAUUCGCAGCAUAAGAAAAUUGUCCCGAACAGAAACGGUAACAGGAAGAAGAAAGGCAGUAAGGAGCUAACUCGAAAUGAUAGUUUGAAAAAUGCAAACGACAAGGGAAAUAUACCCAAUGAGAAAAAGACCUUAAAGCAAAAAAUAGCUACAGUCCUUACACUCAAUGGUAUCGCAGAGAAAAUUGAGGGAUUGAACGCAAAGAAUGAGAACAAAUUGGAUCGAGGUAUAGAUAAUCCAAAACAAGGCAAUGACAAAUUAUCAAAGAAACAUGAGAAGGAACAAGCAGCAGGAAAAAAACAGGAUUUAGAAACUACUGGUAAAAUGCCUGACAUAUUGGAGAAAAGAGGAAAGCAGGGACAAGAGAAAGGCAAGGAACUACAAGAUAGGAAAGAGUUGCCAGAAAGAAAAGGAAAAGAGUUACAAGAUAAGAAAGAGCUACCGGAACAAAAAGACAAAGAACAACAGAAGAAAGAUCUGAAGCAAGUUAAAGACGCAGAUGUUGAGAAGAAGGCUGCCAAAUCACUGCAGUUAAUGAAGAAGGAUUUGAAGCAGAGCAAAGAGCCUCCUACUGAGAAGAAAGCUCCCUUAAGUAGAGACGUUAUCAAAGUCAAUGGUGAGGGGGACGGAAAAGAGGGAAAACCAAAAGAUGCAAAAGCAGCACAAGAAGAAACCAAAAAAGCUCCUCAAACAGCCAAGCCGAAGAAACCCCACCUUCUUAAAGAAGGUGAUGUUUUGCUCGACAAAUUUAGAGUUGAAGGACUGCUUGCGGACGGAGGAUUCGCCCAAGUGUUUGCAGCCAUACACGAAGAUACGCAGACAAGAUGGGCUGUCAAGAUUGAAUCCGAAAAAUGUGAUCGAAAGCGAAUGAAACUGGAAAUCAUGGUACUAAUGCUUCUGAGGGGCAAAGCAAAUAUACCAGAAAUAAUGGCAAUGGGAACAUGUCCCACGGGUCAUUUUAUCAUUUUGGAACUUGUAGGACGAAAUUUAAGUGAUCUCAGACGCCAACUACCGGAAAGAAAACUUUCACCGGGAUCUUUGUAUCGUUCUUCAAUUCAGGUCACUCAUGCUCUAUCGCUAGUCCAUGCUGCUGGGUUCCUACACAGAGACUUAAAGCCGUCUAACUUCUGCGUUGGAGCAGAUGAUGUCAGACGAAUUUAUUUGAUAGAUUACGGAUUGACCAGGCAGUAUCUGGACAAUUCGGGACAAAUUCGCAAAGCUCGUGAAAGCAUUGGAAUGCGAGGAACGCUUCGAUACGUUAGUCUUGAAGCUCAUGCUCGACACGAUCUCGGUCCAAACCACGAUCUCGUCGCGCUUCUGUAUUCUAUAAUUGAACUUGGAGAUGGAAGUCUUCCGUGGAGUAAAAUGCGAGAAGAAAACGCUAUAAGAGACAGUAAGAAAGAGACAACAGUAGACAAACUAUGUAAAAAUCAACCAAAAAUGCUGAAAUUCGCUGAGUACGUUCUAUCGAUGAAGUACGAGACAAUGCCCGAAUACGAUAAGAUUACAAAAAUGCUGGAAAGCUGUCACCCUCCAGAUGUGAAACCAAGCGACCCAUAUGAUUGGGAGGUUAUACCGUGUCAGCUGGAACACUUCGUGCAGCGGGAGGAGGUAGAAGCGGAAAAGCCGAGUUUAGUUGAAUAA